Molecule: messenger RNA, 5195 nt
Organism: Rhopalosiphum maidis (corn leaf aphid)
Lineage: Eukaryota; Metazoa; Arthropoda; Insecta; Hemiptera; Aphididae
Product: synaptotagmin 1-like
Exons: 10
Coding region: 575-1969 (464 amino acids)
Biological process (GO): cellular response to calcium ion; regulation of calcium ion-dependent exocytosis; synaptic vesicle endocytosis
Cellular component (GO): axon; dense core granule; synaptic vesicle membrane
Molecular function (GO): phosphatidylserine binding; calcium ion binding; syntaxin binding
Source: RefSeq, a predicted model, not a curated record
UGGUCCAGUCUCUCACGGUCGUCGCCAUAUUGCGACGAGCUUUACACGCCGUCAAACCGCGACGUGCCCCCCACCCCUGUGGACGGCCACACACCGACUCCGACGACUCCGACGACUCCGACUUGGACUCGGCAAUGGACUGAAAACGGAGCGAGCGGAGACACCAUCGCUGCUAUCACGCCGCCGCCGCCUACACGCCGUCACGGUUUACGGACGCAUUGCCGUCGGCACGGACGCCGCCGCACACCGAGAGAAGUGCACCGCGCACGUCCUGCAGGGACGAACCCAUUUAGUAGUUAGUGGUUUUGGUGUCCGCGAGGGCCGUGUGCGCGCGGUUCGUUAUUGAGACACAGUCCCGCGGUGGUGCGUGUGUGUGCGGAUCGGGUAGGGCGAUACGACGUGCGUACACACUUUAGAGUCACAACCUACCUCUAUUUAUAUAUAUAUACAGUCACACGGGACCGCCGACCCCCGGGAGAAGAGGAGUCCAUCGCGGCGCGGAAGAAGCGAGCGGCUCGGCCGACGACGCCGCACACGACUUUUGAAAAUCGGACACGACAACGCGGGAUAAAAUAUGGCACCCGUUGACAAGUCGACCGAUGCAUCCGAUUCGGCCGACAAAUCGGGCACGGCGCCACCAUCGAUCGGCGAAAAUAAGACAAUUGGUGGCACAUCAGGCCAGGGACUCGACCAGUCAGGCAGGCAGGGCACGCCUGUCCUCGACGGUGCCGGAUACGCCGAGACGACAAUGAGUUCCAAACUAGAAAAUGCAGACGUCUUAAAAACUAAACUCUCUGACAAAGAUUUGAGGACGCCAAGCAUACCAUUCAUCACGUCCACGCCAAACACUCUGACUCCAACGGAUAGUUCGGAAGUGCCGCCAUGGGCGUCUUGGUCUAUAAUAAUAGCGGUAGUAUUACUAGCCGUUGGAUUUGUGGGCUUUUGCAUACACAGAUUCUUCAGGAAACGAAGAACAAAAGAUGGCAAAAAAGGAAAAGGCGUUGUCGAUCUAAAAGCUGUCCAACUAUUGGGCUCGGCCUACAAAGAAAAAAUACAACCAGACAUGGAAGAAUUGGCUGAUAAUGCGGAAGAAAUCGCGGAAGAAGGAGACAGUACGAAGGACGAGAAAAAGUUAGGAAGGUUACAGUUCAAGAUGGAAUAUGAUUUCCAAGGAAAUACUCUCUCUGUGACUGUGAUCCAAGCGGAAGACCUACCGGCUCUGGACAUGGGAGGUACUUCGGAUCCAUACGUGAAAGUUUAUUUAUUACCGGACAAAAAGAAAAAAUUCGAAACUAAAGUGCACAGAAAAACGCUGAAUCCUGUCUUUAACGAAACAUUCCAGUUCAAAGGGAUACCUUAUGCAGAUGCGAUGAACAAGACUUUGGUGUUUGCAAUUUUUGAUUUUGACCGGUUCUCCAAGCACGAUCAAAUAGGAGAAGUAAAAGUGCCCUUGUGUCAGAUUGAUUUGGCCCAGACGAUUGAAGAAUGGAGAGAAUUGCAGUCGGUCGAAGGAGAAGGAGGACAGGAUAAUAAGCUGGGAGACAUUUGCUUCUCGUUGCGUUACGUGCCCACUGCCGGAAAACUUACAGUAGUGAUAUUGGAAGCUAAGAACUUAAAGAAAAUGGACGUUGGUGGACUCUCAGAUCCGUACGUGAAGAUCGCAUUAAUGCAAAACGGAAAAAGAUUAAAGAAAAAGAAAACGAGUAUAAAAAAGUGUACCCUCAAUCCAUACUACAACGAGUCGUUCACAUUCGAAGUGCCAUUCGAACAGAUACAAAAAGUCAAUCUGGUAGUAACGGUGGUCGACUACGAUCGCAUCGGUACGUCCGAGCCCAUCGGCAAAGUGGUGUUGGGUUACAACGCUACCGGCACCGAACUACGGCACUGGUCCGACAUGCUGGCGUCGCCGAGACGUCCGAUCGCGCAGUGGCACACGCUGAAGGAUCCGGACGACGACGCGAAAAACUAAAAUAACAUUACACAAGAACCGACCGGACGACAGAACAUCGCCGACGGUCGCAGUCAUCGCUUAACCACGCUCGUCCCAAUCGCGGACGUCAUAAUAUUAUAACAGAAAUAAUUCCUCAAAACAACACACAAUAAUUCGGAAUCUGAAAUACUGCAAACAGACGCCUAUAACAUGCCUUACAUAGGUACAGCGUACACUAUAAAAUAAUAUCGAAAUAGAUAACUGUCUAAACGAGAAAACGCGCGAUUUCGUGUAUUAUCAUAUUAUAAAUAUUUUCGCAAGCGUUCCAUACAUUAUUAAUAUAAUAAUACGUACUCACUUCAUGUCCGGCGCGUGAGCAUAUCGAUAUUCUCAUCAUUCCUUAUUUUCACAUGAACUACAGCGAUUUCAUUUAAAUAUCAUGUAAUAAUUACAGUUGUCGUCAAUCCGUAAUAAACGUCAAUCCCCGUCGUCACGAUCCCCCGAAAAAGUGUUAUCCGUUCGUAAUAAAUCGUAAUACCAAAAGACACUUACCACUUACUGGUCGUAGACAUUACAUCGGUAUAUUAUACGUACAUAGAUACAAUUUAUAAGACCGUACAUGAACUAAGGUAUAUUAACAUACAAUAUUAUAUAGGUAACAGGUAACAGGUAUGUGGUAAUGUGGUAUAUGUAGGUAUAUUUUAGUUCAUGCAUCUGCGCCACCCCCGUACACUUAAUGACCGUCGUUCAUCGUUCAGGCGCCAACUACAGAAAUAUUAUUCUACGUGAUAAAAAAAACGCCGUCUUGUUGUGGUAUAGCUAUAUGUUGUUGUAUUUUUAAAACAUAUAAUUCAGUGGCAUAGCCAGGGGAGGCAAAGGACGCUGCAUCCCUCCCCAACAUUUCCGGAAAAUUUAAAAACGCUUUUCUAAAAAUAACGAGUAACCGUGUAUUAAAAUUGUAAUUUGUAUUACAUAAGUCAAAAUUAUCAUAACCCACGGCAUCAGCACACAAAAUAUCCCGGUCAAGCAUCCUCUCACGACAAAUCAUCAGCCCCCUCCUCAAAAAGCAAAAUCCUAGCAAAUCCUUCGCGUAAUUAAAUAUUGUACUUGAGAACAAUACGAAAUUCUUGUCGAUACCGAACAAAAACAAAAACUAACAUUAUAACUGUAAUAUUACAAAAUACGUCAUAUUAUAAUAUACACCGAUGUCUUCUCUGCGUUAUUUUAAUUAUAUAGGUAGUAAUAUUGCCGGUAAUAAUAAUAUAUAAUAUGUUGCCUAUAUAUCAUCACCCUAACAGGUAAUAUAUUAUACAUAGGUAGGUACUCUCAUCUUUUUAUUGUUUUAUUUUUUCUUCUCUUCUUGUCUUGGCGGAAAUUAUAUACCUACUUAAAAAAAAAAAAUUAAAAAUAAUAUUACAUUAAUAAAUAUAUUAUAUAUAUUAUAUUAUAUAAAUUAUAAUAUUAUCUUCGUUAACCCUCCGCGGGUGUUGUUCUAUACUAAGCCACUGUUAUUCGCUUCAUGUAAACAUUAUUUAGUUUUAAUACACCUACCUACCUAUACCUAGUUCAGAAAAUAAUACCAUCGUAUUAUUAUUAUUAUUAUUAUUAUUAUUAUUAUUAAUAAAUAUAUAUAUAUAUUAUAUAAAUUAUAUUAAGUUCUCUGUGUAAAUACUAUUUUACCACCAUUAUUAUUAUUAUUAUUUUUAUUAUUAUCAUUACGUUUUGUUUAAUCGGAUAGAUUUAACACGUUAUUAUAAAAUAGUCUUCGUUAUUUAAUUGUAAUAAUAUUGUUAUCCUCGGAAAGACCGGAAAAAUGCGUUUAUUAAUGAAUCAUCAGGACAAAAAUUAUAUUCUAUACAAAAAAAAUACCUCAUCAUACCUCCAUUCCUAGUCAAAACGAUAUUACGAUAACACGAUUCUACAUAAUAUUAUAUUAUUAUAUCUUAGAAAAACGUAACUUCGAAAUUUUUUAAUAGACGCAUGUUUCUUGUCAAUCUCGUUUAUACUUAUUCUCUAAAUUAUAAUUUACCAUUAUUUCGAAUAAUAAUAAAUACAAAUAAAUAAAACCAAUGAUAACAAUAACACAACAUAAUAUUAUUAUAGUCAAACAAAAUAUACCUAUUAAAUUAUAUUCGUAAAGAAAUGUACUGUUUAUCUUGUUAUUGUUACUUAUUUAUGUAAAAUAUUGUAUUAUAUUCGAAUAAUAUUAUUAGGUACUUAAUUAAUAUUAUAUAUUAAAAACGAAAUAAAUGAGUAAGUCUAUAUUAUAUAAAAGAAUAAAAACGCGUAGAGCGGGAAUAAGAUACCUACGUUUCGGUCGCAAGGUCCGAGAUUUUGUCUGUUAUUAAAAUAAUAUUAUUAUACUGUGCUCGCAUUUCCUCUUAUUUUAAUAUUGGUAGCGAAAAACAUUAUAUUUUAGAGGGAUAGGUAAACUGUUCAACAAUAAUAAUAUUAUCGGUGCCUGCCUAUUUCAAAAGGAUACCUAACGUAUUUCAAUUUUCUUUAUGAUUUUUUUCUCUAUAAACGUCGAAAAUUUUUUAUAUUAUAAUAUAAUGCCCACUAUAAUCAGUACGACAGUAUCUGUGUAGGUGUUCGCCAAACGGGACGGUAAAACAUUGACCAGCCAAAAUGACGUUUUCAUCGCUUUAAAAAUGUUGCCAUUAUAAUAUACUAUAUAUACCAUAAUAUAUAUUAUUAUGCAUGCAUGCAUAUAUAUAUACAUACAUAUAAUAUAUUAUAUAAGUUAAAAAAGAGCCCAACGUUCGAACGCAAACAUUUUAAACCAAUGUUACGUUUUACAUUACUUUUUACCCAUGUUGAAGUGAAAACGAAAGUCAUUCGUGUAAUUUUUUAACGAUAUAUAAUAUAUAUAUUAUUAUUAUUAUUAUGAAAAGCGAUGUAAUUUUGUGGGAACUAAUAAAGACAUAAACAACUUAAAUACAAAAGAAUAUACAUGAUUUUUGUAGAGUAAAAAGCAUUAGGUACAUUAAAUAUCAAAAACGUACUAACGAAAUAUAAUAAUAAUUGUGUUCCUGCGGUUAUGCCGAAACGUCUGUAUUGAUAAUACAAUAUUGGUUAUGAAUAUUGUUUGUUAUUUUAUAACAAUUGAUUAUUAUUAUUUUUUUUUUUUCAUAAGCUAUCCCAAAAUCGUGUUGUAUUUUUUGGUUUAAAAAUAAAAAUAAAUCAUAAAAAAAUGUAUAAUAUAUUAAUAUACUAUACUGUAAUGUUGGAUAAAUAUAUAUGUUAAAUAGCGCAUUAGAACUAC